UUCUGGAGAAGCCUUUUUCAUGCCCUAGGGAACACUGUGAUUGAAAAGAAUUAGAAUCAUAACAGUUAUGAGAAAUGAAUGGUUCAUUAGCCCAGAAAGAAAAAAAAAAAACCAACAAAAAAGCAAACAAAAAAAACCCCACAAAAUGGUUAUUUCAGCUACAAAUCUUCUCAGUGUCUUUUUCUGGAGUGUUUCAGUAGAGACUCUCCUCCUCCACACAUGUAUUGCUUUUUUAUAGAUCACUAAAAAUGUUAAAGAGAAGCAAAGGAAGAUGAAUCCUUGGCUUACCUAAACAAUCUAUAAAUUUAGAGCCUAGGACCUUGACCUACACAUUAGCUACCUAAAGCAUGGUUUACAUGGCAUCACUCAGGAUGCCUUGCAUCUGCUGCUUCUUCCUAGUGCUGAAGACUCACAAAUCUCUUAGGGGUCUUCAUUUAAUGUUUUUGGAAAUGUCAAGAGGUCUGCUUCUGUGCAUGACCACAUCUGCCUGGCCCCAGCAUCUCAAACCCUCUCAGUUUAUGACAGGUCAUGUGGAAAACGAAGACCAUCCUUCUGUUUAAUUUCUUUUGGGGGUUUCAUUUACCUUUGUUGCAGAGAAACAUGAGUUUAAAAUACACCAUUUUUUGACGAAAAUAAGCCCCCAGUAAAAGCAGAAAUUGCCGAAGUGCUGUAUGACAGCACAGGAAUUAGACUGCUCGGCUGGAAGAUGAGAACUGGAUAAUCCCCAGCGAGGAGGCUCGACUCCCUCUUGCAGAGCUGCCUCUCAGAGGGAAGAACACAUUUUGUGUGGUGCUCUUUUAGCCGCUUACCUGCUUUGAGUUUAUACAGUGACCAGCAGUGAAGGGAAAAUAUUACAUCAUGUCGGAGUUCUGGCUAAUUUCUGCCCCAGGAGACAAAACAAAUCUGCAGGCGUGGGAGAGAAUGAACACUGUGACAUCUAAAUCCAACCUGUCUAGCAACAGUAAAUUCCAUAUUCCAGAUUUAAAGGUGGGGACACUGGAUGCUCUUGUUGGUCUGUCAGAUGAGUUGGGAAAACUUGAUAGCUUUGCUGAAAGCGUAAUAAAGAAAAUAGCCCAGUACAUAGGAGAAGUUAUGGAGGACUCAAAAGAUAAAGUCCAGGAAAAUCUUCUGGCCAAUGGAGUUGACCUAAUUAGCUACUUGACACGGUUUGAGUGGGACAUGGCCAAAUAUCCCAUAAAGCAGCCGCUGAAGAAUAUAUCAGAAGCAUUAGCAAAGCAAGUGACUCAAAUAGAAGCAGACCUAAAGACCCGAUCAUCUGCGUACAACAACAUUAAAGGAAAUUUGCAAAGCCUGGAGAAGAAAACCAUGGGAAAUCUGCUGACCAGGACCCUGGCAGACAUUGUGCACAAAGAAGACUUUGUUCUGAAUUCUGAGUAUCUUAUCACGCUGCUCGUCGUGGUGCCAAAGUCAAGCUACCUACAGUGGCAGAAGACCUAUGAAUCACUCUCAGAUAUGGUAGUACCUCGCUCCACCAAAAUGAUUGCUGAGGAUGCAGAGGGAGGACUCUUCACUGUGACCCUGUUUAGAAAAGUGAUGGAUGACUUUAAGGCUAAAGCCAGGGAGAACAGGUUCAUGGUUCGAGAAUUUUAUUAUGAUGAGAAAGAACUCAAAUGUGAAAAGGAAGAGCUGAUGAAAUUAGCUUCCGACAAGAAACAACAAUAUGGCCCCUUACUGCGCUGGCUGAAGGUGAACUUCAGUGAAGCAUUUGUGGCUUGGAUUCAUGUGAAAGCCUUGAGAGUUUUUGUUGAAUCUGUCCUGAGGUAUGGCCUCCCUGUGAAUUUCCAAGCAAUGCUGCUGCAGCCAAAUAGGAAGUCUGUGAAGCGCCUGAGAGAUGUCCUGAACGUGGUCUUCAAACACCUGGAUGAAGUUGCAGCAGCAAGUAUAAUGGAUCCUGGCAUGGACAUCCCUGGGUUACAACUGAGCAAUCAAGAAUAUUAUCCUUAUGUCUAUUUCAAGAUUGAUCUCAGUGUUCUUGACUGCAGUUAAAGAAGAAUUGCUCAAACUUCAUCUAUUACUUUUCAAGACCCUCAAGUUAUCAUAAAACAUGCUGAAAGUCAAAAGGCAGAUGCUGUAGCAGGAUGUUCUUCCUAUCACUUCUAGUGAUUUUUACAGUGACUACAAUAUAAGUUAUCUCUUAUUCAUAGUUUCACAAAAACAUAUUCCAGAGGCAGAGGUACUAUGGUAGUAUUUAUUUUUUUGGUAAAUUACAAAGAUGGAGUAUCUACUGGACUUGAAAUAAAACAAUUCAAAAAGUG
This is a messenger RNA of Catharus ustulatus (Swainson's thrush), 2276 nucleotides long. RefSeq names its product ATPase H+ transporting V1 subunit C2 (gene ATP6V1C2). The record is from RefSeq and is a predicted model, not a curated record. Gene Ontology annotation, molecular function: proton-transporting ATPase activity, rotational mechanism. Gene Ontology annotation, cellular component: vacuolar proton-transporting V-type ATPase, V1 domain; lysosomal membrane. Gene Ontology annotation, biological process: proton transmembrane transport. NCBI's taxonomy places the organism in Eukaryota, Metazoa, Chordata, Aves, Passeriformes, Turdidae. The coding region runs from base 859 to 2007 and encodes 382 amino acids. The transcript has 13 exons.